AUCCUCUGGGCCCGGAGCAGUAAGGAUGGAGCUUGGCCGUUUCCGACACCUUCUUUUUAUAACUCGGGUGCCGUCCCCCCCUCCGCACGACCUGUCAAGAACCACGCCUCUGGAGCCACCCAAUUGGUCCGAAAGCGUCAAAGGGCCAAUCAAGGCGCCCGCCGCCCCGCUCGGCAGCCCCGCGAAGGCCACCAUACAACCCGGCGCAGCGAAGCGGCAGGGCUUAGAGAGGCUCACACCCGCGCGCAGCACGCCCGCCCUGCCACACCGGCGCACUCUCUCUCUCUCUCUCUCUCUUACACACACCCACCCACCCACACACACACCCCGCCAGCAGAGCGCGCGCUCGCUCGCUUUCCCUCCCUCCCUCCCUCCCUCCCAUCCAUCCACACUCGCGAACGCGCGCGCACCUUUCUUCCCUCCCCUCCCUCCCUCCCUCCCUCCCUCCCGGGCGCGGGACUCGGGGAAGCCGAGCGCGGCGGCGCUUCCUCUGGCUGGCUGCUUUGCAGAAGCCGAGGAAGGGAGGAGGAGAGGAGGAGGGUGCGGGGGGAGGGAGGGAGGAAAGGAAGCGCCCGACUUAGCAACAAACUCGUUCCGGCUUCCUUCGACUGCGCAGCCCAGCCGAGCCGUCAAUUUCAUUCUCAAGGCUUUGCCCCAACCAUCACCUCCCGAGUUCUUUCCUCGCGGGAGUGGCGGGGAGAAAGAGGGGGGGGAGGGCGUCUCUCACACAUACCAGGGGGGAAGGGGGGGGGGGGGGGGGGGGGGGAGAGGCCAGAAGGAGAGGCGAACCAGCCGGCUGGAAGGAGAAGAGAACGCCCGGAGACCGAGAAGGAAAGGGCUGCGGGGCUCCGGGAGAGACACAGCUGCGCGGGGGCUGGAGGAGGCGCCAGCUUUUGGAGGAUCCCGCAGUUUUCCUCCCCGCCGGCUCUCCGGCUUUCCUCGCCCCGUUCGGACGCUUCGGUGAGAAGCCGCGCCGGCAAGCUGGAACAGAAUGGCCUGGAGCUGAAGAAGGACUAAGAAGUUGGAGAAGGAGGGUCAGCGCUAUCUUUUUGGCCUUAGGAUGACCUGUUAGAAUGUCUGUUUGGUUUGCUUAGGAAGGCUUGGUGUGGGGGUGGAAGAGAAGAAUAAGAUUAUGAGGAUAGGACAAGGAGAAUGAGAAUCAAAUCUCCAAAGCAAAACUAG
Molecule: messenger RNA, 1182 nt
Organism: Pseudonaja textilis
Lineage: Eukaryota; Metazoa; Chordata; Lepidosauria; Squamata; Elapidae
Source: RefSeq, a predicted model, not a curated record